This is a messenger RNA of Callithrix jacchus (white-tufted-ear marmoset), 5977 nucleotides long. Its product is annotated as disintegrin and metalloproteinase domain-containing protein 18. NCBI's taxonomy places the organism in Eukaryota, Metazoa, Chordata, Mammalia, Primates, Cebidae. Gene Ontology annotation, cellular component: plasma membrane. Gene Ontology annotation, molecular function: metalloendopeptidase activity. Gene Ontology annotation, biological process: cell adhesion; binding of sperm to zona pellucida; male gonad development. The record is from RefSeq and is a predicted model, not a curated record.
UGUUUUUCUGGCUUUUUUUUUUUUUUCCCACUACAGUAAUUCAACUCUCUUCCCAGAAAGCUAAGAUGUGGAAUAGUCAUAUUGUCAAGGCUUCACCAGCAAAAGGUCUAGAGUAAAAUGUACUUUAUAAUCAUCUGUUACCCCCGAACGCAUUGUAGGUGUCAAACUUUUGGAAAAAAGGAGCCCAAGUGCGCAGAAGCUCAGGCUCCCACAUGCCUCCUCCAGAGCAGAUGGCUAUGGGUGGGGGCGCGGGGCUGUAGGCUCCACCUGCCUUGGGAUCCCUGGAGCUGAGUCACAACAGCGCCCCGCAGACCCCACCGCCCUUCAGCUCUGCUCCGCCUCCACCACCCUGGCCGCGAGCUGCAGCCGUUCCAAGGGCAACAGCCAUCCCUGUUGCUGGUUCGCCGGCCACGCAAUGCUGUCUCUAUUGCUGAUCCUCUCAGGCCUGAGCCUGCUGACAUCCGAGGGCCCGAAUUCCGAAACAACAGUUCUGCAAAUUACAGUACCACGGAAGAUCCAGACAAACAUCAAUGAUGGCGAUGUUUCAGAAACGCAAAUUAUUUACAUCAUUACAAUUGAUGGACAACCAUAUACUCUACAUCUCAGAAAGAACUCAUUCUUACCCCAGAACUUCUUGGUUUUUACAUAUAGUGAAACUGGAUCUUUGCAUGCUGAGUCUCCAUAUUUUAUGAUGCAUUGCUAUUACCAAGGAUAUGCUGCCGAAUUUCCAAAUUCAUUUGUGACCCUCAGUAUAUGUUCUGGUCUCAGGGGAUUGCUUCAGUUUGAAAAUACUAGUUAUGGAAUUGAACCAUUGGAAUUUUCAGCAAGAUUUGAACAUAUAAUUUAUCAAAUGAAAAAUAAUGAUCCAAAUGUAUCAAGUUUAGCAGAAAAUUACAGCCAUAUUUGGCAGAAAGACCAGCCCUACAAAGUUCAUUUAAGCUCACAGAAACAAAAUCUUUCAAAACUAUUACCCCAAUAUCUGGAAAUACAUGUUAUAGUGGAAAAAGCUUUGUAUGAUUACAUGGGAUCUGAAAUGAUGACUGUAACACAAAAAAUUGCCCAGGUUAUUGGGCUUGUCAACACAAUGUUUACCCAGUUCAAAUUGACUGUUAUACUGUCUUCCUUGGAAUUAUGGUCAAAUGAAAACCAGAUUUCCACCAGUGGGAAUGCUGAUGAUAUAUUACAAAGAUUUUUGGCAUGGAAACAGGACUAUCUUAUCCUACGGCCCCAUGACGUAGCAUACUUACUUGUUUACAGGAAACAUCCUAAAUAUGUGGGAGCAACAUUUCCAGGCACGAUAUGCAAUAAAAGCUACGAUGCAGGCAUUGUUAUGUAUACAGAUGCUAUAAGUUUGGAGGGAUUUUCCGUUAUUAUAGCUCAACUGCUUGGCCUUAAUGUAGGAUUAACAUAUGACGAUGUCACUCAGUGUUCCUGUAUGAGAGCUACAUGCAUCAUGAAUCAAGAAGCGGUGAGUGCCAGCGGUAUAAAGAUUUUUAGCAACUGCAGCAUGCAAGACUACAGAUAUUUUGUUUCAAAAUUUGAGGUUAAAUGCCUUCAGAAGUUUUCAAAUUUGCAACCAUUACAUCAAAACCAACCCGUGUGUGGUAAUGGGAUUUUGGAAUCCAAUGAAGAAUGUGACUGUGGUAAUAAAGAGGAAUGCCAGUUUAAGAAGUGCUGUGAUUAUAACACAUGUAAACUGAAGAACUCAGUAAAAUGUGGUUCUGGACCAUGUUGUACAUCAAAGUGUGAGUUGUUAAUAGCAGGCACUCCAUGUAGAAAGAGUAUUGAUCCAGAGUGUGAUUUUACAGAGUACUGCAAUGGAACCUCUAGUAGUUGUGUUCCUGACACUUAUGCAAUAAAUGGCCAUUUGUGCAAGUUGGGAACUGCCUAUUGUUAUAAUGGACAAUGUCAAACUACUGAUAACCAGUGUGCCAAGAUAUUUGGGAAAGGUGCUCAAGGUGCUCCACUUGCCUGUUUUAAAGAAGUUAAUUCUCUGAAUGAAAGAUCUCAAAACUGUGGUUUUAAAAAUUCACAACCAUUGCCUUGUGAACAAAAGGAUGUUCUCUGUGGAAAAUUAGCUUGUGUUCAGCCACAUAAAAAUACUUAUAAAAGUGACGUUCAAGCUACAGUUUAUUCAUACAUUCAAGAUCAUGUAUGUUUAUCUAUAGCUACUGGGACUUCUGUGAGAUCAGAUGGAACAGACAAUGCCUAUGUGGCUGAUGGCACCAUGUGUGGUCCAGAAAUGUACUGUGUAAAUAAAACCUGCAGAAAAGCUCAUUUAAUGGGAUAUAACUGUAAUGCCACUACAAAAUGCAAAGGGAAAGGGGUCUGUAAUAAUUUUGGUAAUUGUCAAUGCUUCCCUGGACAUAGGCCUCCAGAUUGUAAAUUCCAGAUUGGUUCCCCAGGGGGUAGUAUUGAUGAUGGAAAGUUUCAGAAAUCUGAUGAAUUUUAUACUGAAAAAAGCUACAAUAAACAGUGGAACAACUGGUUUAUUCUGAGUUUCUACAUUUUUCUGCCAUUUUUCAUAAUUUUCAUCAUUGUGAUUUUUAAGAGAAAUGAAAUAAGGAAAUUAUCCAACAGAGAGAACAGAAUAUAAGUGGUAAACCUGAUAUAGAAUUAAUAUAUUACCUUAAAUUAUCCUACUCAUUAACCAGUGUCAUGCAUGUUAUGUAACAUUUGUUGUAUUAAUUUCUAAAUAUACUAUUUUAAAUCUAGUGUAACUGGUAUGUUUAUAAUUUUGUUUUUCAGUAGUUUGUUAUUAUAAUCGGGCAAUCCAAAAUUCUGAAUGUUCUAGAACUUUUCCUAAUGAGUAUGCUAUGCUGUAUCAGAGACUUACUAGGUCAGUAAAGAAUAUAGUUGGUACAUUAUUUCAAGUGCUCUUUUAGUUAGAUCUAAUUAUACAUUGGUGUUGGUUGUACUUACUAUUUUAUGAUCUUUAUAUAUACAAAUAUAUAUAUUUGUAGAGAUAGUAUCUCUGUAUGUUGCCUAGGCUUGUCUCAAACUCUUGAGCUCAAGCAGUUCUCCCAUCUCAGUCUCUCAAAAUGCUAGGAUUACUGACAUGAGUCACAGCGUAUGGCCUCCAAUACAUAUUUUUGAUAUUAAUACGUUAUCAAAUAUAUAGUUUGCAAAUACUUUGUCUCAUUCUAUAGGCUGCCUUUUCAUUUCAUUUUUUUUUUGCUAUGCAAAACGUUUUAAUUUAAUGUAAUCACUUUAUUUCUGCUUCUGUUGCAUGUGCUUUUGGUGACAUACCCAAAAAAAUCAUUGCCCAGACCAAUGGCAAGGAGCUUUCUCUGUUUUCUGCUAGAAGUGUUAUAGAUUCAGGCUUUACAUUAAAGUAUUUUGUCCAUCUUUAUUUGAUUUAUGUGUGUAAUGUCCAAUUUCUUGCUUUUACAUGUGAAUAUUCAAUUUAUUCACCAGCAUUUAAGAGAUUAUCCUUUCCCCGUUGUAUGUUCCUUAUCUCCUUGUCAAAAUAUAUCCUUGUCAAAAAUGUGUCGACCAUGUAUUCAAGUGUUUAGUUCUGUCCUCUAUUCUGUCCCAUUGAUAUAUGUGUCUUUUUUAUGCCAGUGCUUUACUAUUUUGAUUGCUGUCACUUUGUAACAUAAUUUGAAAUCAGAAAGUAUAAUACCUCUAGCUUUGUUCUUUUUGCCUAAGAUUGCUUUGGUUAUUUCAUAUCUUUUAUUGGUUUCUUCUUAAUGUCAGUUUUUUCCUAUACCUGUGAAAAAUGCCAUAGAAAUUUUGAUAGAGAUUGCAAUAAAACUGUACAUCACUUUGGGUAAUAUGGACAUUUUACCUAUUUUCUUUCAAUCCUUAAAAAGUACAUAUGCUUUUAAUUUAUUCAUGUGUAUUUUAAUUUCUUCAUUAAUUUUUAUGGGCUUCAUGUGCCAAUUUUUUACUAGAUUGGUAAAAUUUACACCAUUUUACUCUUUCUGAUGCUAUUGUGAAUGGUUUCUUAAUUUCUUUUUUAGAUAGUUCAUUAUUAGUAUACAGAAACACAAUUCAUUUUUUAGUUUAUAUUAUAGUGUCUAGUACAUGUAAACUUUGGCUGGGAUUAUCAUUCUGAGUUCAGAAUUUAUGAUCAUGAAAAUGACAUCCAAGUGAAGAGUAAAGAAUAUGCAUGCUAGCAUUACCCAAAAAACCACCUAUAUUGCUAUAUUGUGUUUUUGGUCAAAUUUGACUACUACUUUUGAACAUUUCUCUUAACCUAGCAGCAUCUGAUACUGUUGACCACACUCCUUUUCUGAAACUAUUUUAUUCCUUGAGAGGGAGAUCUACUUGGCAAAAAAAAUUUCUCAAUUUUUGUUUGUAUGAGAAAAUGUCUUUCUCUUUAAUUUUCAAAGGAUAAUUUCACAGGGUGGAUAAUUCUGGAGAGAGAAAGAGAGAGAGAGAGAGAGUGUGUGUGUGCGUGUGUGUGUGUGUCUGUGUCUUCUCGGAACACCAAGUAUUUUACCCUACUGUCUUGUUUCUUCGCUGACUGAAGAGAAGUUAGAAGUAAUUCUUUAUUUGAGCCUCUAUAGGAAAAUUUUUUUCCUUUAUAUUCUUUUAAGAUUUGUUCUUUGCCUCUGAUAUUCUGCAGUUUGAAUAUAAUAUAUCUACUCAUUAUUUUUUGACAUCUAAUCUGCUUAGUGUUUUCUGAGUUUGCUACAUCUGUGGGUUGGUGUCUGAUAUCAGCUUUGUGAAAUUAUCAGCCAUUAUUGCUUCAAAUAAUUCUGUUUUAUUUUUCUUUUCCUUCUGGCAUUACCAUCAUGCAUAUAUGACUCCUUUUGUAGUUGUUCCACAGUUCUUGGACACUGUCUUUCUUUUUUCAGUAUUCUCUUCUUAGAUAUUCAGUUUUGGAAAUUUCUAUUGAUGUAUUCUCAAGCUCACUGUUUCCUUCCUCAGCUGUGUCCAGUCUACUACUGACCCCAAGAGGGGCUUCAUUUCUAUAACGAUGUUUUUGAAUCCUAAAGUGUAUUAUUUAUUUCUCAGAUUUUGAAUCUUUCUGAUGACAUUGUCCAUUUCUUCUUGCAUGCUAUCUACUUUUUCUGUUAAAACUCUUUGCAUAUUAAUCAAAUUAUUAUGCCCUGCGAAUCUCAUAAUUCCAACAUCUCUACCAUGUCUGAAUCUGGUUCUGAUGCUUACUUUGCCUCUUCAAACUGUGUUUUUGUCUUUUAGUAUUGCUUGUAAUUUUUUGUUGAACACUGGACGUGAUACUCUACAUUAAAGAAACAGUGCUAAAUAGAUUAUGCUAGAAAGGUGUUGAGGGUGGAAAGCAUUUUGCAGUUCUAUGAUUAGGUUUUAGUCUUUUAGUGAACCUAUGUCCUUCAUUCUUACUUCUAAGUUUUUCCUAUGCCUUUACAUGUUGAUAAAGUGGGGCUGAAGUGAGACAUUUCCCUUCUCCCACAGGAAAAGCAAGAGAAGGUUGCUGUUGAGUUCGCCCAGGUCAAUUAGACUCUGCUAAAACCCCAGCUGCUUAGGUCCUGAUGAAAGAGUUUCUCUUGAGGGCAGCCCUUGUUAAGAAGAACACAAUUCUCUAGACAUAUUUCAGACUGGCUUCUUUUCCUCUCUCCUAAUUCCAGAAGAAUAAGAAGAUUUUUCUCUGAUUUUCAUUGUGAGAACCUGAUAGGCUUCUGGAGGCAGACGUAUAAUAAUAUGGACUAAAAGAAGGCCCCAUAAAGUUGUUGAAUCUCAGACUUGUCCACACUGAGCUUCUAUCUAUUCCUCAGUUAUAGUUUAGGUUUUUCUACCCUAGUACUGGUUCCCAUGAAAGUUUCUGCUCAUAAAUUUCUGCUCUGGUAAAUUAUAAUUAGUUAUAUCCACCUAUCUGUCUCUAGUUUGGAAAACAGCUCUUUGUCUUGUGAUCUCAAUUCUUUAACAGAUCUAAGAAAAGUGUUAAUUUUCAGUUUGUUCAGAUUUUUAUUUGUUGUUAUUAUAGAAUGAUGAAAUGACAACUUACAAACUCUGUACGUGCUGGACACAGAAACCAAAGUGUGUCUAUUCU